AUGCCUGAAGCAAUAACUCAACCGUCCUCCAACGGCGGCAAGGACCAGCCGUGGAAACUCUUCUGGCCCCCCACGGCCUCUGCCGAUACCAACACCGACACCAACACCGGUGCAGAUGAGAAGCCCUGGCUGAACUGGAAGCCCGAUCCGAACAAGCCCGACGAGAAACCCUGGAUUCAAUGGGUCAACGACGAGAAAUUCAACGGCGCCCGGGGACGGCAGCAGGAACGGAAGCGCAGCGGCGGCGGCGAUGCCGCUCUUCGCAUUCCCUGUCCUAGAGGUACGGUUGCUGAGGGUGGCUAA
Aspergillus calidoustus is the source of this 303-nucleotide messenger RNA. Lineage: Eukaryota; Fungi; Ascomycota; Eurotiomycetes; Eurotiales; Aspergillaceae. The record is from the annotation of a GenBank genome assembly.